Messenger RNA from Cryptomeria japonica (Japanese cedar), 1928 nucleotides. RefSeq names its product GDP-L-galactose phosphorylase 1. NCBI's taxonomy places the organism in Eukaryota, Viridiplantae, Streptophyta, Pinopsida, Cupressales, Cupressaceae. The record is from RefSeq and is a predicted model, not a curated record. The transcript has 7 exons. Gene Ontology annotation, cellular component: cytoplasm. Gene Ontology annotation, molecular function: GDP-D-glucose phosphorylase activity. The coding region runs from base 449 to 1624 and encodes 391 amino acids. Gene Ontology annotation, biological process: glucose metabolic process.
UGGCAUUCAUCACGCCCCUCAACUUCUAUCGGUCUUCUUCUCACCUCCUACCUAUUAUGACUCUCACAAAUCUCAUUGCUUCUAGAAAAAUCAUGCAGUGAUUUCUGUGUUAACACAAUCUUCGCAGGAAUCUCUCUUUUAGAAAACUCUUGGCAUAAACCCAUCUGCAGGAUCAUCAUAGGGUUGAUGUUAUUAAUGCAAUCUUCCUCACCAUUGAUAAUUGUUAAUCGACAGGCAUCAUCACGGAUUUGCACGGGCAAUCACGUUUUUCUCUGAGAAAAUCAGAACAUUUAUGCAAUAUCAAAGGAAUUUCUAAGUAUUGGCUGCCUUCUCCGAAAUUUCACGGUGGUCGCGGUGCUCUGCCUUCUGCGGGUGGGCAUCCGGCUGAUCUCACUUGUUUGGCCGGCGGAGGUCGUUUAAUUGACGGGUACCAUUUCUCUGGCUGAAUAUGGUGGACAUUAGAACCCCUUCUGACGAAUUAGCCGGAGAUAACAUGCAGAGAGAGAAGCUAAGAGAUCUUGAGCUCCCUCUCUACAAACUUGGAAAAAGAUUACAUAUUAAUCCACCAAGUGUUGGAAUUCAAUCAUCUUGUCAUGUUAAUGAGAGUCAGAAUGACUUGGACAUGCUUCUUCUUGCUCAGUGGGAGGAUCGAGCAAGCCAGGGUCUUUUGAAAUAUGAUGUGACUGCAUGUGAGACAAAGAUCAUUCCAGGUAGCUUUGGCUUCAUUGCUCAGUUAAAUGAACUUGAAGAGUGGCAUUUAAAGAAACAGCCUGCAGAAUUGCAAGCUAAUCAGGUGCUUCAGCCUUUUGAUCCUUCAAAAUUUAAUUUCACCAAAGUUGGGCAAUGUGAACUGCUUUUCUCGAUCAAGAUGAGUGAAGAUGAGAAUUGUGAACUUAUUCCCAAAGCAUCUGUCAAGACUGAUGAUAAUCUGGUUAUCAUGAAUAUACAUCCCAUUGAAUAUGGACAUGUGCUUUUGGUACCUCGUGCACUUUGUUGCCUUCCACAAAUGAUUGACAUCAACUCUUUUGAAUUGGUUAUAGAAAUGGCUGCUGCAGUGAAUAACUGUUUCUUUCGUAUUGGUUAUAAUAGUCUUGGUGCUUUUGCAACUGUCAAUCAUUUACAUUUUCAGGCAUAUUAUUUGGCGAACCCCCUUCCAGUUGAGGUUGCUUGUACCCAGCUCAUUCCUGGUGAUUGGCAGAGAAGUGGGUUGAAGAUCUUUGAGCUUGUGGAUUACCCUGUCAAGGGAUUACUGUUUGAAAUAGGCCAAAACUUGGGACAAAUGGCCGAAGUAGUUGCAACUUUGUGUUGCUCAUUACAAAAUAUAAACACGCCUUUCAAUAUUCUGAUAUCUGAUUGUGGAACUCGGAUAUUUCUUUUUCCCCAGUGCUAUGCAGAUAAGCGUGCACGUGGGAUGAUUGAAGAGAAUUUUCUGCAGACAAAGGUUAAUCCUUCUGUCUGGGAAAUUGGUGGACAUAUUGUGUUUAACAGGAAUCUUGAUUAUAGCCAUGCUACGGAGCAGUUUGUUAGAGAUUUUCUUGCCGUGGCAUCUCUCAAUCAUGAAGAGUUUGAGGGACUGAAAUUCCUGUGCACUGGCAUCGCAGAAAGGAUUUGCUGCCAGUAUUGAUUUGGGAAAGUGUUUUGUCGCUGAUGUUUAUACUUUAGUUAGGGAAAACCAUGAGAAAUGAAACUGGGACAAGUUUGUGUGGAUUAUGUGACUUCCACAAAUCUUUAUUAUAUUUGCUUGGUGGAGGUGUGAAUGAAUGAAUGUUUUUAUUAAUGCCCAAGAGGCCAGACAGCCUAUGGGACCUACGGAUAGCCAGCAAAACAUAAGCACAAAAAGCUCAAAAUAGAAAAGCCCUGUGAUACUGCCCCUACUUAAUUUGUGCUAUUUGUACUGUUUUAUAAAUAGAUUAUCUAUUAGACUUGUA